Messenger RNA from Arabis nemorensis, 459 nucleotides. The record is from the annotation of a GenBank genome assembly. Lineage: Eukaryota; Viridiplantae; Streptophyta; Magnoliopsida; Brassicales; Brassicaceae.
AUGGGAGCUUGCGGUUCACGUGAAUCUCGGAGAACAGAGACGGCGAAGUUAAUAUUACAAGACGGAACGUUACAAGAGUUUUCAUCUCCGGUAAAAGUGUGGCAGAUUCUUCAGAAGAACCCCACGAGCUUUGUUUGUAACUCAGACGAUAUGGACUUCGACGACGCCGUUUUAGCCGUUGGUGGUAGCGAGGAUCUUCGUCCAGGAGAGCUUUACUUCGUUUUACCGUUGACAUGGCUGAAUCAUCCGUUAAGAGCAGAGCAAAUGGCGGCUUUAGCGGUUAAAGCUAGCUCUGCGCUUACGAAAAGCGGUUGGAGUUGCGGAGAAGAUGAAGCUAGAAAAGUCUCUAAUGGUGAGUGUAGAGUGAAGAGUAAUGGUUGCGGAGGAAGAGGAGGUUGUGGUGGUCGUGGUAAAGGGAGGAGGAAGUUUACGGUGGAGUUGAGUUCGAUAGCUGAGUAG